AUGUGCGCUCUGCUAGUAGGUGCAUUUUUUCUCACCCUUGGGCUGGCUCUUUUUUAUUUCUGGUGGUUACCAAGAAGACACCCUAGGAAGGUCAAAUACCCCAGGAGCUUACCUUGCUUACCUGUCAUUGGGAGUCUAUUGCAUCUUGGCAAUAACCUUCCUCCCCAUAGCCUUUUCUACAACUUACAAAAAAAGUAUGGCAGUCUGUUCUCCUUCAAGAUGGGCUCUCAUUUUGUUGUUAUUGUAAAUAACCAUAAGGAUGCUAAAGAGGUUCUUCUUAAGAAGGGUAAAACAUUUGCUGGGAGACCACGUACAGUCACAACUGAUAUUUUGACAAGAAAUGCCAAAGAUAUUGCAUUUGCUGACUACAGCCCAAGCUGGAAAUUUCAUCGCAAAUUAGUACAUUCAUCGCUGUCAAUGUUUGGAGAAGGAACCAUCGCUAUUGAGAAAAUUAUUUCUCGUGAAGCCACAUCAUUAUGCCAAACGCUUAUUGAUUUUCAGAGCAAUCCACUGGACAUGGCACCAGAACUGACCCGAGCUGUCACCAAUGUGGUUUGCGCUCUGUGUUUCAAUACCAGAUACUGUAGAGGUGAUCCAGAGUUUAAGUCAAUGCUGAAAUACUCCAAAGGAAUUGUGGACACGGUUGCUAAGGAUAGUCUGGUUGACAUCUUCCCAUGGUUACAGAUAUUUCCAAACAAAGAUCUUGAAAUACUGAAGAAGUCUGUAGCAGUUCGAGAUAAACUAUUGCAGAAGAAAUUGAAGGAACAUGAGGAGGCAUUUUGCAGUGAGACAAUAAACGAUUUAAUGGAUGCACUUCUUAAAGCAAAGCUUAGUAUGGAAAACAACAAUAGCAAUAUUUCCCAUGAGGUUGGACUGACGGACGAUCACAUCCUUAUGACUGUUGGGGAUAUAUUUGGCGCAGGAGUGGAAACUACGUCAACUGUGCUGAAGUGGGCAGUUGCAUAUUUAUUGCAUUAUCCAGAGGUUCAGAAGAAGAUCCAGAAAGAAAUUGACACCAAGGUUGGAUUUGGGAGAUACCCAGUGCUCAAUGACAGGAGAAUUCUGCCAUACUUGGAAGCUACAAUUUCUGAAGUUCUACGAAUCAGACCAGUGUCACCACUGCUUAUUCCUCACGUAGCUCUAAAAGAGUCAAGCAUUGGGGAAUACACAAUUCCAAAAGAAGCCAGAGUGGUUAUAAACCUGUGGUCUCUUCAUCAUGAUGAAAAGGAAUGGGAAACCCCUGAAAUGUUUAAUCCAGAUCGUUUCUUGGAUGAAAACGGUAAUCGCGUGUACUCUCCUUCCCCGAGCUAUCUUCCUUUCGGAGCCGGAGUUCGGGUGUGCCUUGGAGAAGCCCUGGCAAAAAUGGAAAUAUUUCUCUUUCUCUCUUGGAUUCUGCAGAGAUUCACUCUUGAGGUCCCAGAGGGAGACAGUCUGCCAGACCUGGAGGGGAAGUUCGGCGUGGUACUUCAAAUGAAGAUGUUCAAGGUCUCAGCAAGGUUAAGGGAAGCUUGGAAGAACAUAGAGAUCUUUACAUAA
Molecule: messenger RNA, 1536 nt
Organism: Bombina bombina (fire-bellied toad)
Lineage: Eukaryota; Metazoa; Chordata; Amphibia; Anura; Bombinatoridae
Product: steroid 17-alpha-hydroxylase/17,20 lyase
Exons: 8
Coding region: 1-1536 (511 amino acids)
Biological process (GO): progesterone metabolic process; hormone biosynthetic process
Molecular function (GO): heme binding; iron ion binding; steroid 17-alpha-monooxygenase activity
Source: RefSeq, a predicted model, not a curated record